GCAGUCAGUCCGUAUCCCGCUUCUCGGCGACGACGUUCGACUCGCGCGCUUUCCUUCACGCUCGCCUCGGCAAACGAAUUUUCGAUCAUCGAUCAUGACACGCGGACGGACGAGGACGUGCAGGUGAAAGACGUUUUUCCCGCGAUCUCUAUCCGUUUGACCGAAGAGGUACACGCGACGAAGUGCCACCGCGAGGAAAAGAAGAAAAAAGGAGACGAAGAAGAAAGAGAGGAGAGAGAUCGAUAUCGGCUCGGAUACUGCCGGAAGAUCUAGUUGAUGGUGACAAAAUUUAUUGUGGAGAGUUUGUGGAGGGUUUAACGCGCAUCCGGCUGAGGAGCAAGAUGUGGCACUUGACGUGCGUCGACCACUUUUUAAAUCGCGCGUUUUAUAAGGUUGGCCUCUAUGUCGGUAAACAUCCCGGCUACUUUGUAAUCGUGCCGAUGCUGUUGGCGUGCAUAUGCUUUACCGGUUACCAGAGGAUACACUACGAAAUCGACCCGGAAUACCUCUUCUCGCCCGUCAACGGACCUGGCAAGACCGAGCGAGCGAUAGUCGAGCAGUACUUCAAAGUCAAUUAUAGCCACCAAUUCAAUCUCGGUCGUAUCACACGACCAGGGCGAUUCGGUCAUGUAAUCGUGAUUCCCAAGGAUGGCGGGAAUAAUAUGCUGAAGAGCGCGAUUUGGCAGGAGCUGAGGGAGCUCGAUUGGUUAAUCAGGAACGUCACGGCGAAAUACGAGGACGAAGAAUUUACGUACGACCAAAUUUGUGCGCGAUGGCUCGACCAGUGUUUCACCAACGACAUCCUAAAUCUUCAUCACAUAAUAAAGGAAGUAGAGAGGCGAGAGCUAAAUCUGACGUUUCCGGUGAUGUUCAAUCCGGUCACCUGGGACGCUCAUCUGUUUCCGGUAUUCUUCGGCGGAAGCGUCGUCAAUAAUGAUUUCAUCAUAGAAUCGGCGCCCUCGGUGCAGCUCGCCUACUUCAUCACCGUCGACAGUCCACGGCAGGAUGCAAUCGGCGCUGCUUGGGAAGAGGCUUUUCUGGAUGUUGUCGGCAAGGCCGAGGAUGAAGGUGCAUUUAAGCAUAUUAGCAUCGCGAGAUUCGCCUCGAGGACCCUCGAACUGGAGCUCGAGGCCAACACGAAGACGAUCGUGCCGUAUUUCACCAGCACGUUUGUCAUAAUGGCCCUGUUCUCAGUCGUGACGUGCAUGAUGACCGAUUGGGUGCGCAGCAAACCUUGGCUUGGUCUUCUGGGCAACGUCUCUGCCGCCAUGGCGACAGUCGCCGCUUUUGGAUUGUGCAUCUACCUGGGGAUCGACUUCAUCGGCCUCAAUCUUGCCGCGCCAUUCCUCAUGAUAGGAAUAGGGAUCGACGAUACUUUUGUCAUGCUAGCAGCCUGGAGAAGGACGAGUAUCUCCAAACCAGUACCUGAAAGGAUGGCGGCGACAUUGAGCGAAGCUGCCGUUUCCAUCACCAUCACGUCCUUGACAGAUAUGAUAUCUUUCUUCAUUGGCAUCUUGUCGCCCUUCCCUUCAGUUCAAAUUUUUUGCAUUUAUUCAGGUUUCGCAGUGGUUUUUACUUUCCUAUUUCACAUAACGUUCUUCAGCGGAUGUGUGGCGAUCAGUGGUUAUUGCGAACAAAGAAAUUUGCAUAGUGUUAUCUGUUGCAAAGUGCAGCCGCUAUCUAAAUCCACUCAUCGAUCGUGGCUGUACAGAGCAUUGUGUUCCGGCGGGAUUGAUCCUGACAAUCCUGACAAUCCGAUCGACAAUCCCGAGCACGGAUGCAUGACUUGGUUCCGUGAUUAUUUAGCAGCUGCACUGAAUUAUAGCCCUGUGAAAGCGAUAAUCAUCCUCAUUUUCGUAUGCUAUCUUAUCGGCGCACUUUACGGACUUACGAACCUUAAGGAAGGCCUCGAUCGACGCAAACUUUCCAAGGAAGAUUCCUACUCGAUCGCCUUUUACGACCGCGAGGACUAUUAUUUCAGAGAAUUUCCUUAUAGGAUACAGGUCGUAAUAUCUGGUGAAUACGACUACAGUGAUCCAGUGAUUCAACAGCAAAUAGAAAACUUAACGAGCAGUCUCGAAGCGAGUAAGUACAUCAGUGCUCCUGUCUACACCGAGAGCUGGCUCCGUAGCUUCAUCAACUACAUAACACGCAAUCAGGAGUAUCUGAACGCGAACAUUACAGACGAGCACGACUUCAUAAAAAAUCUCAAAGAGCUCUGGCUCUUUCCUAACAGCGCCUUCUCUCUGGACGUUAAGUUCGACGACACGAACGAAAAGAUCGUGGCGAGCCGGUUCCUGAUACAAGCGGUGAAUGUGAGCGGCACCAAUCAAGAGAAAGACAUGGUGAAGGAGCUGCGUGGCUUAUGCGCGGCAUCGCCGCUCAACGCGAGCGUGUUCCACCCGUAUUUUGUAUUCUUCGACCAGUUCGAGCUGGUAAGACCGACCAGCAUUCAAUGCAUGAUAUUCGGGGCGCUCGUGAUGAUGCUCAUCAGCUUCAUCUUUAUCCCGAACAUCUUCUGCUGCCUGUGGGUCGCCUUCUGUAUCGUAUCGAUCGAGUUAGGAGUAGCCGGUUAUAUGGCGCUGUGGGAUGUCAAUCUUGAUAGCAUCUCUAUGAUCAAUCUUAUCAUGUGCAUUGGCUUCAGCGUCGACUUCACUGCGCACAUCUGUUAUGCCUAUAUGAGAUCGAAACAGCCGCGGGCGGAGGAUCGAGUCAAGGAAAGCCUGUACAGCCUGGGUCUGCCGAUCGUUCAGGGAGCCGCUUCGACGAUACUCGGCCUGAUGGCCCUCCUAUUGGCCGGUACCUAUAUCUUCCUGGUAUUCUUCAAAAUGGUCUUCCUCGUGAUCUUCAUUGGAGCCAUGCACGGUAUGUUUUUGCUACCGGUGUUGCUGUCCCUUUUCGGGCCUGGCAUCUGCAACGGCGGUGAAAACGAGCCCGAUGAAGAGGAAAAUACGAAGAACAGCACGCAGGAGAAAGAACUACAGGCGAGUAAGCUGCAACUACAACAACAGCAGCAGCAGCAGCAGAAGCAACAGUCGCCCUACGUGAUCCCGCUUCCUCAUCUAGUCUAUUACGGUCCGGGCGACAUCAAGCCACUCCAGGAUAGUCCCGCGAUGAGAGGAGCAACAGGACCAACAGUCGAAUCAAAUCCGCCACGACAUGUGGAGGAGAUCCAUCGGCGUCCUGUAUGGAUUGUCGCAGUUCCAGUCCGCGAUCGGCGAACCCCAGCAUCCAGCGCCGGACUAUCCCGGCGCCGAAACGCAACCGCGAGAUUCGGGCGAGGACAAUGGUUCGCGAACGGCCAACGUUCCUUGCUUAGGACCUUACGUUGUGUAUCGCCACUCGAAUCAGUUACCGUGCGAUUACAGACGCAGUAGAUCCUACCACAAUCUCCAGUAUCCUGCAUCAACGCGGCAUUUUACGGAUCCCCGGUAUCCUUAGAGGGAGUCGCGAGGGAAUAGUAUGAAAGAUAGAUUAUCGACGCGAUAUGGGAGAUCCCUCAAAUUCAGUCUCUUGAAGCAGGACUAUACUAACAAUUUUGAGAAGAAGGAACGGUAAUAUUAAAAUCAUCUCGAGAAAAGAUCGACAUCGAACCCACAGACAAUCAUAGCAUCCAAAAAUAGUGCAUCAAUUAUUCCGAUAUAUCCUACUUUCAAUUCUAUUUCGGAGUAAAAUAAAAAUAUAUCAGAGAGAGAAUCAAUUUUAGGAAAUAUCAAGCUCGAUAUACGUAAAAUAUCUCGUAUAUAAUUAAUUAAUUUCUCCCAAUAAUAUAUCUUCUACUCUUAUUCUUCACGAAUGGCCAGUACAUUUUGUAAACGUUCGUUAAGCAUUACAAGUAAUUAAUAUUGGGAGAUAUUGUGUUUUAAAUUUGAAUUCUGAGAGAUAACUACGAUAAUUGUAGUGAUGUUCGAUUACAUGAUAACUUUGUGAGACCAUGAUAAUGCAAAGAAAAGAAAAGCAAAUGGAAAGGAAACAUUUUAUGCAAACACUAACUAGAAUGUCCGAGUUGCGAUCCAUUAGUUUCAAGGGGCUGAACUUCAAGAGGAUUUUAUUCUCAAACAGCGGAAGUAAGGAAUA
Mycetomoellerius zeteki is the source of this 4077-nucleotide messenger RNA. It is a transcript of the gene Ptr, whose product is annotated as patched domain-containing protein. Gene Ontology annotation, cellular component: plasma membrane; cytoplasmic vesicle membrane. The record is from RefSeq and is a predicted model, not a curated record. Bases 342 to 3377 code for a protein of 1011 amino acids. The transcript is spliced from 9 exons. NCBI's taxonomy places the organism in Eukaryota, Metazoa, Arthropoda, Insecta, Hymenoptera, Formicidae.